AUGAGCGCGGCUUUCCAGCCCUCGCUGAUGAUGAUGCAGCGCCCGCUGGGAAGCAGCACGGCCUUCAGCAUCGACUCGCUCAUCGGCAGCCCCCCGCCGCCCGCCCCGGGCCACUUCGUCUACACCGGCUACCCCAUGUUCAUGCCCUACCGGCCCGUGGUGCUGCCGCCGCCGCCGCCGCCGCCGCCCGCGCUGCCGCAGGGCGCGCUCCAGCCCGCGCUGCCUCCCGCGCACCCGCAUCACCACCAGCUGCCCAGCCUGCCCAGCGGCUUCUGCUCCAGCCUGGCGCAGGGCAUGGCCCUCACCUCCACCCUCAUGGCCACGCUGCCCGGCACCUUCCCGGCCUCUCCCCAGCAGCACCAGGAGGCCGCCAGGAAGUUCGCGCCCGCGGGUAACUUCGACAAGGCCGACGGGCUGCCCCCGGACGGCGGCGGCGACGACGGCAAAGGCUUCCUGGGCAAGGAGGGCGCCCUGCUGCCCUUCCCCGCCGCCGACGCCGUCCAGGCCUCCCUGGCCGGGGCUCUCCGCGCGCAGAGCAAGGACGAUGCCAAGGCGGAAGAGGAUGCGAAAGGCAAGGAGGAAAGUUUCUCCAUGGACAGCGAUCUCGACUACAGCUCCGACGACAACGUCCCCGGGCAGGCGGCCCACAAGGAAGAGGACUCUGGCACGGCCCUGGAGGAGAACCCCCAGCACCCCCCCGGCUCCAGCAGCACCACCUCCACGGGCAAGAACCGGCGGCGGCGGACGGCCUUCACCAGCGAGCAGCUGCUGGAGCUGGAGAAGGAGUUUCACUGCAAAAAGUACCUGUCCCUGACGGAGCGGUCGCAGAUCGCGCACGCCCUCAAACUCAGCGAAGUGCAGGUCAAAAUCUGGUUCCAGAACCGGCGGGCCAAGUGGAAACGGGUCAAGGCGGGCAACGCCAACUCCAAGACGGGGGAGCCGUCCCGCAACCCCAAGAUCGUGGUGCCCAUCCCCGUGCACGUCAGCAGGUUCGCCAUCAGAAGUCAGCACCAGCAGCUGGAGCAAGCCAGACCCUGA
Nothoprocta perdicaria is the source of this 1038-nucleotide messenger RNA. It is a transcript of the gene GBX2, whose product is annotated as gastrulation brain homeobox 2. The record is from RefSeq and is a predicted model, not a curated record. Gene Ontology annotation, molecular function: RNA polymerase II transcription regulatory region sequence-specific DNA binding; DNA-binding transcription factor activity, RNA polymerase II-specific. Gene Ontology annotation, cellular component: nucleus. The transcript is spliced from 2 exons. NCBI's taxonomy places the organism in Eukaryota, Metazoa, Chordata, Aves, Tinamiformes, Tinamidae. The coding region runs from base 1 to 1038 and encodes 345 amino acids. Gene Ontology annotation, biological process: regulation of nervous system development; regulation of transcription by RNA polymerase II.